GCACGUGCUCAUAAAAUCCCCAAAGCAGAGGCACAUUUCCCGACGAGAGCGUGAGCAGUGAGAAUUGUCUGUGUUUUUCUGACAGAAAAGUUUGUUCAUAUGAACAUUUUUUGAGUUACAUUUUAGAGAUAAACCAACGAUCCCAUUGUUUGAAAGACGAAUCAUGACAAUAGUGGUUCUUCGUUUGCAAGGUUUGAACACAGAAGCAGGAUCUGAAGAUAUCCGCAGAUUUUUUCAUGGCUUACACAUCCCGGAGGGUGGUGUUCAUAUCACUGGUGGUGAGAUGGGUGAAGCUUUUAUAAUUUUUAAAACAGAAGGAGAAGCUCAACAAGCCAUGCACCGCUCUGGAAAACUUCUCAGAGGCUCCUCCGUUUCAUUAUAUAUCAGCAGUGUAGCUGAAUUAAAGCAUAAAAUGGAGUCGAGAUUAAGAAAACCAAUUACCCCUGCAGUGGAAACUAAAACUGUGCCACCUGCGCCAGUCUUAACAGACACCAGCGCAGCUAUUUUUCUAAGUCUAAUGGCUGUCAUCCAAGGACAGCUUUCAAACAACAAAGCGAAUGAAACCCCAAUGUCUUCGGCACCUGAUAACUUAAAACAAACUGUUCAACGACACUCAACUGAAGACCAAACAAAUGCAGAUUUUGCUCAAUCUGCAGGAGCCACCCAUAGCUUGGCCUCUAUGGAGCAGCAAAGCAGUGGAGGAAACAUUAACACCUGUAAGCCAGGCUACCUGCGGCUUUAUGGCUUUCCAGACUCCAUUACUGAACAAGAUGUCUGCCGUUUCCUCCAAGGAUUAAAAGUGUUGGGAGUUAUUACAAAAGUUCAAUUACCACUGGGAUUGUGCUGCCUAGUGAAGCUAGCCAGUUUUGCAGAGGCUGAAGAAGGGGUGAAAUACAACAAUACAAAAUACAAAAAAUUUAACAUUGAGGUUCGACUCGCCCAUGAGAAGAUGUGGACAGAUGCCACAGAGCAGUCAAAUGAUUGCAUGCCUAAGAUGCAAUCUCACACUUUCACGGACCAAAGACAAGUCAACGUGGAUAGAAAUGCAUUUAGAGGUUUCUCAAGCAAAAGAAGUGCUGAGGAGCAACCUCCAUCAGGAUCUUCUACAAAAUACUGCCAAAGCCCUCCCCCUAACCCAGAACUUUAUGUUAUUGUCAAUAAUCUUUCAAAGAAUAUAACCAAGACAGAAAUCAGGAACAUUUUGGGCUGUCACGAGAUCCCGAACAGUAGAAUUAAACAUUUAUUAAACAAGUUUGGAGAGAGGACAAGCACUGCUUUCAUUACCUUUGAGCGUGCCGAAGAUUACGCUGCGGCUCUAAACAUGAAUGGGACCACAAUUGGCUUAAAGAACAUUGAAGUGUCUUCCAUUACUAGGGAAGAAAUGUUUGCGAUACUCAGCAGGAACAGAGUUGCUAAAAUUUGGAGACACCAACCAUAUGGAAAAUCCAUGUCGUGUAUAUAUGCAAGGAACUUUCCUGCAGAAGUCAAGAAAUCUGAGGUGAGGAACUUUUUCUUCCGGUUUAAGGUCUUCGAAAAUCAAAUCAUAUUGCUCGUGGACAGCCAGGGAAAUGGCGUUGGAGAGGCCGUAGUGCAGUUUGGAUGUGAGAAAGUUGCCAGACAGGCUCAAAACCUUCAUGGGAAAGUUUUCAUGGGAACAAAAAUUCUACUCACUCGCAUUACUCAUCAGCAGAUGAAGGAGAUACUUGGCACGCAGUGAAGAUGCAUGGUUAACAGACCAUUAUGUACAGUUCAUGUAAAUAAAGAUUACAGAUUUAGAAGAUUCAGAAUUCUUUUGUAAAGACUUUUGGCAUUGAUGUGCCAGAGCAGCUGUUUUAACCACAGCAAUUAUAAGAAUGCCCUAAACAAAAAUCUAAGCAGUGUGUAAAUAAGAUUUUGAAAAUAUUUUCUGCUGGUGAAACAUUUUCUUUACGUUUACUAUUUUUCAUACAAUUAAUUGUCAAACUGUUAAGUACACUUUAUGCUUAAAGUUCAUCAGUGCAAUAAAAAUAAUGCACACAGCAUGUAUGUUUGCUUGCACAUUAUAAUGCACUUUUCCCGUUGUAGCUGCUAAAUUAACAGCUUAUUGGUUUCAAUUAAAAAAUGGA
This is a messenger RNA of Paramisgurnus dabryanus, 2105 nucleotides long. RefSeq names its product RNA binding motif protein 12Ba (gene rbm12ba). The record is from RefSeq and is a predicted model, not a curated record. Gene Ontology annotation, molecular function: RNA binding. NCBI's taxonomy places the organism in Eukaryota, Metazoa, Chordata, Actinopteri, Cypriniformes, Cobitidae.